AAUCACUUUUCGUUUACAUAUCUUUUUAUAUACUCGUACAUAAUGUACUCGCUGUGAGCUCCGUUUCGUAUAUUAUGUAGUCGUGCAGUGUCACUGCAUCAACACAACAGUAGUUUAUAGUCCGUAAGCGAGCGUAAUCAUGCCAACGAGCUCCUUAAUUGUUCCAUCAUUUUUCAAAAUUAUCGAACGUUCAUUGAAACAUUAGAAAUUGGAGAAACUCUCGUGUGUACAAAGAUAGCCGUCGACUAGCCUGCGUAGAUAUAGAAGAUACAUUAUCUACCGAAUAAAGCUCAAACAAGUCUUUUGCAAUUUCUCUCGGAGUGUUGUGAUCCAUGAAUUAUUUUGGAGUUUUUGGUUUUUCAGCCGUACUUAUACUCGUUUCGCGAAAAAAAUCAACGUGAUCGCAUUGUUAUUUUGUAAGAAUAAAGUGCGCGUUUGGUGAUCACAUAAAUCUCCGAUCCUUUGUUGUGUGUACAUCCACGUAGGCAUCAAUACGUGAUCAUGCAAUCUCAAGUAUCGGUGACGCCGAAAAAAUUACCUGUUUUUGUGUUCCCGCAAAGUAUAACAUUUUACCUUGACGAUCAGUCGACGCAUAAACAGAUAUUAACACUUUACAAUCCUUAUGAUUUUCCUGUCAAGUUUAAAGUGUUUUGUACAGCUCCAAAUAAGUAUGUAGUGGUAGAUCCAGAAGGAACUAUCAAACCCAGAUGUUGUGUGGACAUAGUCGUUCGACACAUGGCCCUUACGCCUAUCAACUGUACGAUUGAUAAAUUCAGAAUACAAAUGCUUGAGCAUCCUACAAAACAGAUUCUUGGGAAAAGAGAUGUAGAAGCAAAAGUGGUGAGCGGUAUUCCAGAACCUAUGGAAAGAGGUACUCCAGAUCCAGAUUUAUUCCAACAGUUACCGCACACUGGCAAAAACCAACAAUCUUAUACUCUAAUGGCUAAUGAUAGCACUGCUAACAGAGAUACAAAUUAUGUAGCUCUCUUAGCUGGUAUUAUUUGUAUAGCUGGACUUUUGUUACCUACUGAGGGAGAAAAAAGCAACCAUAUUCCAGACUACCUCCAUUUGUCAAUGCAUUUUAAAAUGAUAUUGACUUAUGUUUUAGGUAUGGUAACUAUUAUUGUCUUGAGGCUAUAAGGUAAUUAAUUAAUAAUUAAUGAAAAGUGGAACAUCUAAUGUGAUAGAUGUAAUAUCCAUUAGAGCUUACAAUAAGUUUUUUUUUGGUGUGAGAGUGUUUAUAAUUAUCAUGAAAUUUGGAAAAGAAGUGCAAAAAUAAUUUAAUUUAAAACUACUGUAAAAACAAGUUAAAUUUAAUGCACAAGUAUGGUUCAUGAGGUUAAAGCUUCUUUAAAGUAGAAAAAAAAUGUUUUCUAUAAAUGCAAGGUUUUUGCUUUGCCUGUACAUAAAUAUAGAUUUAUUAUCCAUGAGAUCAAAUAAGUAUGUAGAAUCAUGUGCAUAUCUUGUUCCUCUUUUUUGAUGCUAGUCCAUAAGGUUUGUCUUAUGAUAAGAGAAGCAAUAUUUUUAUACAUAUUUUAAAUUAAUAACUUGUAUAUUCUUGAAUGAUUGUGCAAACAAGACUUUUUUGUAAAUUGAGAUUAUUUUUACAUUUGGUUCAAAUGAAAUU
Messenger RNA from Trichogramma pretiosum, 1627 nucleotides. RefSeq names its product motile sperm domain-containing protein 1-like. Gene Ontology annotation, cellular component: cytoplasm. Bases 502 to 1140 code for a protein of 212 amino acids. The record is from RefSeq and is a predicted model, not a curated record. The transcript has 5 exons. NCBI's taxonomy places the organism in Eukaryota, Metazoa, Arthropoda, Insecta, Hymenoptera, Trichogrammatidae.